GCGGGUUUUAGUUCUCUUUUUGACUCUGGUACCUCAUUCACGUACUUGGCAGAUCCAGCUUACACAUAUCUAUCUGAGAGUUUCAAUGCACAGGUGCAAGAUAAACGGCAAGCACCUGAUUCCAGAAUCCCUUUUGAGUAUUGUUAUCAUAAGAGGUCUUUUUCUCCUAGGAACUUUUUUAAUUUUUAUUUUUUUUGUAUGACACUAUUACUUGUAGAAACUUUUUUUUCCAUCGUUUUUCAAACAAUAUUUAAUUCAAAUGUUACUGGUAGUUCUAAUCAUACGAAGAUUCAGAUUCCUGAUCUAAGUCUGAUAACAAAAGGUGGAAGCGAUUUUCCUGUUAGUGAACCGGUAAUUGUCAUCUCUGUUCAGCAGCAUGAAUAUGUAUAUUGUUUAGGUAUUGUGAAGAGCAGCAGACUAAAUAUAAUUGGACAAAAUUUCAUGACUGGCCUUCGCAUUGUAUUUGAUAGCGAGAGGAAUAUCCUUGGUUGGAAGAAGUUUAACUGUUAUGAAUCUGAGGACUCCAACCCCCUCCCUGUAAAUCCAAAGAAUUCUUCUGCUCUCUCGCCUACUGCACCAAAAAAUUACACUCCAGAAGGCAUGAAGGGGAAUGGGAAUGGGACUCAGGCUGAUCCCAGCUCCAUAUCUGGGUUGAGUUGUCCGGUCUGUCAUACAUUAAUACGGACGACAGAUCCAAUGUACACCUUGUGGUAGCAGGAGCCUAGCAUUUCAUGCAAAUUUUUUUAUUUCUGUAUAUAUUGUUCUAAUUGCCAGAUUAUUUCAGAAUCAAUUUUAGAUAUAUAGCUAACUCGAGGUCACUGUUUUUUUCCUCUCUUAAAACAUAUGAGAAAUAACCAUAUGUAUUUUUGAAAUUUUGAUGAAUUCCCUUGUUCUGUU
Molecule: messenger RNA, 897 nt
Organism: Elaeis guineensis (African oil palm)
Lineage: Eukaryota; Viridiplantae; Streptophyta; Magnoliopsida; Arecales; Arecaceae
Source: RefSeq, a predicted model, not a curated record